GGGAGUGACGGCGUCCUCAGAUCAGAUGCAGGCAGACACAGGACUGAUGAGGAUGAGAUGAGCAGUGAUACAUGAAGCAUGAAGGUGUUUCAAUUGACCUGAAGGACAUUCAGAAGGUACGACACCACAACAGAUCCACCAGGAAUCUACAGAGGACGUUUGAACCUGCCAACCUGCAAGAUGGAAACCACUGAUCCAAAGAUCCACCAUGAGAGACCAGACUCUCCUGGACCUGGACCCAGCUGUUUGUCCAUGAAGAGUGAUCGGUCUAUGCCUCAACCUAUUACGUUUAAAGAUAGAGAGCAUAGUGAUGGACCAAGGUUCGACACCACAACAGAUCCACCAGGAAUCUACAGAGGACGUUUGAACCUGCCAACCUGCAAGAUGGAAACCACUGAUCCAAAGAUCCACCAUGAGGGACCAGACUCUCCUGGACCUGGACCCAGCAGUGAUUCCAUGGAGAGUGAGUCGUCUAUUACGUCUGAAGAUGAAGAGCAAUUUGAUCUACAAGUUCAUCAGCAGAGAUCAGAGGGUCCUGGUGGUCCGUCUGCCCAGCAGCAUCAAACUCACCUGGACUCCAUACUUAUGCUGAUGGAGGAGAACAUCGUCACUUUUGUGAAGAACGAGCUGAAGAAGAUCCAGACAGUCCUGACUUCAGAUUACCCAGAAUGCUUAGAGAGUCAGAGGGAGGAUGAGGAGGUGUUGGACGGUGAGGAUGAAGAGCAGAGGAGCAGCAGAGAGGCCUUUCUGAGCAUCUCACUGCACUUCCUGAGGAGCAUGAAGCAGGAGGAGCUGGCUGAGCGUCUGCAGAGCAGAACUGCUCCUGCAGUCUGCAGACGUAAACUCAAAUCCACGCUGAAGGAGAGGUUCCAGUGUGUGUUUGAGGGCAUUGCUAAAGCAGGAAACCCAACCCUUCUGAACCAGAUCUACACAGAGCUCUACAUCACAGAGGGGGGGUCUGCAGAGGUCAAUGAGGAACAUGAGGUCAGACAGAUUGAAAUAGCAUCCAGGAAACCACACAGACCAGAAACAACCAUCAGACAAGAAGACCUCUUUAAAGCCUCACCUGGAAGAGAUGCACCAAUCAGAGCAGUGAUGACAAAGGGCGUGGCUGGCAUUGGGAAAACAGUCUUAACACAGAAGUUCACUCUGGACUGGGCUGAAGGCAAAGCCAACCAGGACAUCCAGUUCACAUUUCCAUUCACCUUCAGAGAGCUGAAUGUGGUGAGAGAGAACAAGUACAGCUUGGUGGAACUUGUUCAUCACUUCUUCUCUGAAACCAGAGACGCAGGAAUCUGCAGGUUUGAUCAGUUCCCGGUUGUGUUCAUCUUGGACGGUCUGGAUGAGUGUCGACUUCCUCUGGACUUCCACAACAAUGAGAUCCUGACUGACGUCACAGAGUCCACCUCAGUGGAUGUGCUGCUGACAAACCUCAUUAGGGGGAAGCUGCUUCCCUCUGCUCGCCUCUGGAUAACCACACGACCUGCAGCAGCCAAUCAGAUCCCUCCUGAGUGUGUGGACAUGGUGACAGAGGUCCGAGGGUUCACUGACCCACAGAAGGAGGAGUACUUCAGGAAGAGAUUCAGAGAUCAGGAGCAGGCCGGCACCAUCAUCUCCCACAUCAAGACCUCACGAAGCCUCCACAUCAUGUGCCACAUCCCAGUCUUCUGCUGGAUCUCUGCUUCAGUUCUGGAGGGGGUGUUGAAAACCAGAGAGGGAGGAGAGCUGCCCAAGACCCUGACUGAGAUGUACAUCCACUUCCUGGUGGUUCAGUCCAAAGUGAAGAACAUCAAGUAUGAUGGAGGAGCUGAGACAGAUCCACACUGGAGUCCAGAGAGCAAGAAGAUGAUGGAGUCUCUGGGAAAACUAGCUUUUGAGCAGCUGCUGAAAGGCAACCUGAUCUUCUAUGAGUCCGACCUGACAGAGUGUGGCCUCGAUAUCACAGCAGCCUCAGUGUACUCAGGAGUGUUCACACAGGUCUUUAGAGAGGAGAGAGGACUGUACCAGGACAAGGUGUUCUGCUUCGUCCAUCUGAGCGUUCAGGAGUUUCUGGCUGCUCUUCAUGUCCAUCUGACCUUCAUCAACUCUGGAGUCAACCUGCUGAAAGAAGAACUAACAACCUCCUGGUGGCCUAAAUUCAAACCUACACUAACAAAUCUCUACCAGAGUGCUGUGGACAAGGCCUUACAGAGUCCCAACGGACACCUGGACUUGUUCCUCCGCUUCUUGCUGGGUCUUUCUCUGCAGACCAAUCAGACUCUCCUACGAGGCCUGCUGACACAGACAGGAAGUGGCUCAGAGAUCAAAAAGGAAACAGUCCAGUACAUCAAGAAGAAGAUGGAUGAGGAUCUGUCUCCAGAGAGAAGCAUCAACCUGUUCCACUGUCUGAAUGAACUCAAUGAUCGUUCUCUAGUGGAGCAGAUCCAACAGUCCCUGAGAUCAGGAAGUCUCUCCACAGAUAAUCUGUCUCCUGCUCAGUGGUCAGCUCUGGUCUUCAUCUUACUGUCAUCAGGAGAAGAUCUUGACGUGUUUGACCUGAAGAAAUACUCUGCUUCAGAGGAGGCUCUUCUGAGGCUGCUGCCAGUGGUCAAAGCCUCCAACAAAGCUCUGCUGAGUGGCUGUAACCUGUCAGAGAGAAGCUGUGAAGCUCUGUCCUCAGUCCUCAGCUCCCAGUCCUCUAGUCUGAGAGAUCUGGACCUGAGUAACAACGACCUGAAGGAUUCAGGAGUGAAGAACCUGUGUGCUGGACUAGAGAGUCUACCCUGUUCUCUGGAAACUAUUAGGCUGAGCGUCUGUAACCUGUCAGAGAAAAGCUGUGAAGCUCUGUCCUCAGUCCUCAGCUCCCAGUCCUCUAGUCUGAGAGAGCUGGACCUGAGUAACAACGACCUGAAGGAUUCAGGAGUGAAGAACCUGUGUGCUGGACUAGAGAGUCCACACUGUGAACUGGAAACUCUCAGGCUCUCAGGUUGUCUGGUCACAAACAAAGGCUUUGCUUCUCUCGCCUCGGCUCUGAGCUCCAACCUCUCCCAUCUGAGAGAGCUUGACCUGCGCUACAAUCAUCAAGGAGACUCAGGAGAGAAGAUGCUGUCUGCUCUACAGGAGGAUCCAGACUGCAGACUGGAGACUCUCAGGUUUGACCAUUGUGGAGAGGACAGGUUAAAACCUGAUGUGAGGAAAUAUUCCUGUGAACUCACACUGGACACAAACACAGCACGCAGAAGACUCAAACUGUCUGACAGCAACAGGGAGGUGACACGUGUGAAAAAGAAGCGGCGAUAUCCUGAUCAUCCAGAGAGAUUUGUCUCCUGGCCUCAGCUGAUGUGUAGAGAAGCUCUGACUGGUCUGUGUUACUGGGAGGUUGAGUGGAAAGGGAAGGUUUAUAUAGCAGUGACUUACAGAGGAAUCAGCAGGAGAGGAGACAGUGAAGACUCUAAGUUUGGAGAGAAUGAUCAGUCCUGGAGUCUGGAGUGCUCUAAUGGAGAGUUUUCUGUCAGACACAAUAAAAGUAAAACAGUCCUGCCUCUCCCCUCCUCCCCCUCCUCCUCCUCCUCCUCCCCCUCCUCCCCGUCCUCCUCCUCCUCCUCCCCCUCCUCCCCCUCCUCCCCCUCCUCUCCCUCCUCCUCCUCUGGUAGAGUAGCAGUGUAUCUGGAUCAUCCUGCUGGCUCUCUCUCCUUCUACAGAGUCUCCUCUGACACACUGAUCCACCUCCACACCUUCAGAACCACAUUCACUGAACCUCUGUAUGCUGGGUUUGGGCUCUGGUCACAUGACUCCUCAGUGUCUCUGUGUUCUCUGUAGGAGGAGACCACUUCCUGUCCAGCUGUAAUGUCCCUGGUCUCGGGGGACAUGGACAUAACAUGAGUGUAGCAAGAGAUAUCGUCUAGUCGUGUGGUUAAAAUGUUGGUAGUGACGCGGCUACACUUUGGUUGUGCCUUUACGUGGAGGAGCAGCAUGUAGUUAUAAUGCUCCGUAUAUCUGCAGAAACUCCCAGUAAUCAAGUGUCUCACACUUUUUGAU
Messenger RNA from Trematomus bernacchii (emerald rockcod), 4017 nucleotides. RefSeq names its product NLR family CARD domain-containing protein 3-like. Gene Ontology annotation, molecular function: protein binding. NCBI's taxonomy places the organism in Eukaryota, Metazoa, Chordata, Actinopteri, Perciformes, Nototheniidae. The record is from RefSeq and is a predicted model, not a curated record.